CGGCGGCCGGAGGUGGUGCCGGCGCGGUCCCGAGCGGUGCGGAGGCCUAGGCCUGACGCGGGCCACGCAGCGGCGCGAGGCCAAGCCCCGGGACGGCGGCGUCCUGGACACCCCGGAGCGAUGGAAGCGGCGGCGCCGGCGGCCGGGGCGGCGGCCUGCGAGGAGCUCGACAUGGAUGUGAUGAGGCCCUUAAUCAAUGAUCAAAGCUUUGAUGGCACCUCAGAUGAAGAGCAGGAGCAGGAGCUGCUGCCUGUCCAGAAGCACUACCAACUGCACAACCACGGAGGCAUUUCAUUUAUCCAGACUCUUAUGCAUCUUCUUAAAGGAAAUAUUGGCACCGGGCUUUUAGGACUCCCACUGGCGAUAAAAAAUGCAGGUGUAGUGCUUGGACCAGUCAGCCUUGUGUUUAUAGGAAUUAUUUCUGUUCACUGUAUGCACAUAUUGGUACGUUGCAGUCACUUUCUAUGUCAGAGGUUUAAAAAGUCAACUUUAGGCUAUAGUGACACAGUGAGUCUUGCUAUGGAAGCAAGUCCUUGGAGUUAUCUUCAGAAGCAAGCCGCUUGGGGACGGAGUGUAGUUGACUUUUUUCUGGUGAUAACACAGCUGGGAUUUUGCAGUGUUUAUAUUGUCUUCUUAGCUGAAAAUGUGAAACAAAUUCAUGAAGGAUUCCUGGAGAGUAAAGCAUUUGUUUUGAAUAGUACCAAUUCAUCCAGCAUAUGUGAAAGAAAAACCGUCGACCUAAGGAUAUAUAUGAUUUGCUUUCUUCCAUUUAUAAUUCUCUUGGUCUUCAUUCGAGAGCUAAAGAAUCUAUUUGUGCUCUCAUUCCUUGCCAACAUUUCUAUGGCUGUCAGUCUUGUGAUAAUCUACCAAUACGUUGUUAGGAACAUGCCGGAUCCCCACAAUCUUCCAAUAGUGGCUGGUUGGAAAAAGUAUCCACUUUUUUUUGGCACUGCUGUAUUUGCUUUUGAAGGCAUAGGAGUGGUCCUUCCUCUGGAAAACCAGAUGAAAGAAUCCAAACGUUUCCCACAGGCCUUGAAUAUCGGCAUGGGGAUUGUCACAGCUUUGUAUGUUACACUGGCUACUUUGGGAUAUAUGUGUUUUCGUGAUGAAAUCAAAGGCAGCAUAACUUUAAAUCUUCCCCAGGAUGUGUGGUUGUAUCAAUUGGUGAAAAUCCUGUAUUCCUUUGGCAUUUUUGUGACGUAUUCAAUUCAGUUCUAUGUUCCAGCAGAGAUUAUUAUCCCUGGAGUCACAUCUACAUUUCAUGCCAAGUGGAAGAAAAUCUGUGAGUUUGGGAUAAGAUCCUUCUUGGUUAGUAUUACUUGUGCAGGGGCCAUCCUCAUUCCUCGCUUGGACAUUGUGAUCUCCUUUGUGGGGGCUGUGAGCAGCAGCACACUGGCCCUCAUCCUGCCACCACUUGUUGAAAUCUUCACAUUCUCAAAGGAACAUUACAACAUAUGGAUGGUCCUAAAAAAUAUUUCCAUAGCAUUCACGGGUGUCGUGGGCUUCUUAUUAGGUACAUAUGUAACUGUUGAAGAAAUUAUUUAUCCUACUCCCACAAUUAUAGCUGGAAAUCCACAGAGUCCCUCUCUGAAUUUGAGUUCAAUUUGCUUUACACCAGGUUUGAAGUAGUGGAGUCAGAGAAAUGAGUCUUCUACUCUUACCUCAGCUCUGAAAAUGAUUAAAAGGAAGAACCAGUAAAGUGCAUUGCCAUGUGUUUUACAAUAGCACCAAACACUUAUUUCAUAGGAACAGUAAGUGGUGACAGAGUCUUGGUUUAUACAAUAGCCAUGCAUUUUUAAAAUUAAUUUUUCAAACUGAAAAAAUUAACUACAAUGGGUUGUUGAACAAAGGGGAAUUAGAUAAGGGCACAGGUAUAUACACAUACAUAUGUGUGUGUAAACAAAUGUUUCUCCAGACCAUCCUGGGAACAGUAGAGAAUACUUUCUCUGUAAUGUAAUGUGUCAUACAUUGAUUAUACUUCUCUUGGGUGACCAGUAUGUGGAUUGGCCCUGCAGUAUCAGAUUCAGAAAGCCUCCAACCGAAUUAUUCUGCUGCAUUGUAGCAGUAGACAGUUUGCACACUAAUCAAGAAGCACAGAGCAAAAUUUUGAUUUGGUGUUUCAGGCACGCUCGAAAGGGCCUUUAAUAUUUGUCCAAUACAAAUCCCUUAUUUAUCAUUGGAGGAAAUGGAGGCCCAGGAAGGUCUAGCAACUUACUCUGAAGUCACAAUUUUUUCAUUUUUCAUAUUGCAUCCACUAAUACAGAUUGUGCUCUGUUUAAUUUUAAUAUUUAGUCUGUUUAAUGAAACCUCUCAGAAUCCUGCCUUGCAGCCUCACAGUGUAAAUGUAGGAGAGCAGCAUGCUGGCACACAUUCCAGCCAUCAGCACACAUCCCAGCCACCACACUCAGGCCUCAACUGCCCUGUGCUCCUUCCCUUUUUGUGGAUUGUAGGGACCACUUUCCCCAAUGGCAGAAAGUAGAUGCUAUGAUAAAACGGAGGAUUUGUGCACUCCUUCCAGCCUUAGGGCUUUCCCUAUCUCAGUCUCCUUGAUCUGAGCGUGCAGGGUAAGAGAACUAUUAAAUGAAAAAUAGAAACAGCAGAAAGUUCUCUAAUCAGCAUUGAGGCACUCUAGCAUCCUACGGAGAAACUUUUGUCCAUCCUUGGCUUCCAAGUGCAUUAUUAUCUGGCACAGAAAUCCCAUUGGAUGGAGCACAUGAAAACUACUAAGUCUGAAGCAUAGAAUAAGAUCAUCUCCUGAUGUUUGUAAUUCACACUUUAGAAUUUGAACUUUUUAUUCAUCCUGGUAAUGUGUAAUACCAUGGAAAUACCAUUAAGCUCAUUGUAUAUAUCCUCUAUUUUUGUAUAUAAAUAUUAACUUAUUCAACUAUUUUUUUGCUUACAUCAUUAAUUGGUCAUCAGGUAUGAGCCUAAAAAUCUAUCAGAAGCUUUAUUUUGGUACAGAUUCAUAAGAAUUAAAACAUUUUUAAAAACAUCAACAUUACAUAUUAACUGUCUCAUACUUUUAUAUCAAAUCUGUAACAUUGCAUCUGUAGUUCCACUAAAAGAUGUGGACAAGCUGAUCUUCUUUAAACGUGACCUAAAUGUUAUGUAGUCUGGAAUCUAAGAAUAAGCUACAUGUUUUAAAAUUUUAUAAUGUUAUGAAAUGAAUUAAAAUGAUUAUUUAAUGGAAGUAUUUCGUUUUUGUCAGCUGCCUUCGUAUGUCUGUGUGUUCAAGUCACCUUUGUGCUUUGGCCUGUUAUUUAUUUCCUUAUGGAAUUAAGCCAAGUUUGGUGACAUCUUGGAUAGUUGAUCUAGUAGUACAUACAAUUUAAGUUCAGCACAAUCAAGUCUUGAGCCUUGUCAUCAGCCAGGCUUCCACAGGCAGUGAGGUGCUGUGUCAGCAUCUAGCUGUAGACUGUCUAGAUGGUCUGUUCUUCAGAGUGUGAAUUACUAACCAGAAACUAUUUAGAUGCAGAGUCUAACUGCACUCUUACUGUAGGACAAUUGAAUAUCAGAUACUUUUCUCUGAUACUUAGUUUUAAUGAGUGAUACCAUUUGCUAAGAAUGUUUGGAGAAGGUAUUUCUACUCGUGCACAUGUUGCUUUUACUUUGGGGUCUGGAGAAGUGAGUGAUUGUAUCCAUCAAGUUUCCUAUCUGCUCUGUUCUGCUUGGAAGUUGUGGCUUCUGUGGCUUCUGCUGCCACGGUGGAGGUCCUGCCUGAGGGCUGAGAACCAGGCACUCCAAGGUAGCUAUGCUCCCUCUUCUCCAGGAGAAGGCCAGCACCAUUGUCCACCUAUCAAACACCAGAUCUUUCCCCCACGUGGCAAGGCUUUGAGGGAAUUUUUAUCCAUCAGAGACCAGGUUACUGCGUGUUUUAACAGAGAACAAGUGCCGUGCUAGCAAAUGCCACAUUAUGUUUUAGCUCUUUGCAGUGGACUUGUUAAAACCAGUUCUGAUACUGUCUUGGACAGCAGACAAUUAGAGGCAGUUUAUGAUAGUAUUUGUGUUAGACGUUUCCUGACCGGUUUGUGUUUGCUUAGCAUUUUCAUAAUAUUUGCUUCUCAAAAUUCUGUCAACUGACAGUUCCAUGUCAGUGCCAUUCUGAGCUGGGGGAGGGGGGGCAGAGACCUGGCCAUUUUUAGCUGCUGCUUCUCUGCCCGCAGUGUCAGUACAACACCUGAGGAGUGUGCAGUGGUAGCAUACAUGAUGACACCUGGCAUCUCACUGCUCUCUCCUCACUUAAAAGGGAACAGACAGAAUAGAGUUAUCGAAGUAGUCAGAUAAUUUCAUGCCAGUGGCCAGUGUGUAUUAGUCUGUUGGGGAAUAAAAUAAUUUGGUUAAAAUAAUAGCAUUGAUAAUUUGGAUGUAAAAAAACAAAUUUGUACUGGUCCUGGGGUUUGAACUCACGGCCUAAGCGCU
This is a messenger RNA of Perognathus longimembris pacificus (Pacific pocket mouse), 4419 nucleotides long. RefSeq names its product solute carrier family 36 member 4 (gene Slc36a4). Gene Ontology annotation, biological process: L-alanine transport; amino acid transmembrane transport. Gene Ontology annotation, cellular component: vacuolar membrane. Lineage: Eukaryota; Metazoa; Chordata; Mammalia; Rodentia; Heteromyidae. The record is from RefSeq and is a predicted model, not a curated record. Gene Ontology annotation, molecular function: L-proline transmembrane transporter activity; L-alanine transmembrane transporter activity. The transcript has 11 exons. The coding region runs from base 121 to 1629 and encodes 502 amino acids.